Molecule: messenger RNA, 315 nt
Organism: Zasmidium cellare ATCC 36951
Lineage: Eukaryota; Fungi; Ascomycota; Dothideomycetes; Mycosphaerellales; Mycosphaerellaceae
Exons: 1
Coding region: 1-315 (104 amino acids)
Source: RefSeq, a predicted model, not a curated record
AUGCCAACGUGGGCAUACUCCCCACUGUGCAACCUGCCGUCCACCCGACAGCACAUCUGGACGACCUCUUCCGGCCGCUUUUUCACGCUGCUUCGCGGCGACGUACGUGAAAACGGCAUGCGCUCUCAGCUCUGGUUCGGAGAACGCAAGGAUUGCCAACGCAUGGCCGCGCAGUGUUCCGACGUUUCGAUGUACCACAGCAGCAGCGUGGCUGGCGUUGCAAACGACCGCGCUUUCACACCGCACCGCGCCAACACGCCUGGUGUUCCGAUCGCCAGCCAGGGUGAUAAUUGUACGAGAGCUUACGCGAAAUGA